This is a messenger RNA of Drosophila kikkawai, 5216 nucleotides long. RefSeq names its product phospholipid-transporting ATPase ABCA3. Gene Ontology annotation, molecular function: lipid carrier activity; ATP binding; ATP hydrolysis activity. Gene Ontology annotation, biological process: transmembrane transport; lipid transport. Gene Ontology annotation, cellular component: membrane; intracellular membrane-bounded organelle. The record is from RefSeq and is a predicted model, not a curated record. NCBI's taxonomy places the organism in Eukaryota, Metazoa, Arthropoda, Insecta, Diptera, Drosophilidae.
AAACAAAAUAUUUGUAUAAAACCAUGAGCUCCGGCAAGAGAAUAUCCGAAAGUGAAAUAUACGCCGUGCCAGAUUCGGAAAAACUGAAGCUGCUCCUAUGGAAGAACUGGCUUCUUCAAAGGAAUCAAUUGACCCAGGUUGUGGUGGCACUGGUCGUCCCCAUGGUAUUCAUAUGUCUCCUCGUAGUCCUGCGCAUUUUUGUUAAGCCUGACAGCAUGCCAGCGAGCUCAUACGACCCCGUGCCCAUCGAUAACUUGUUUUUAUACAGCAAAUCGUUGAGUGCGGGGAACAGGUUAUAUCAUGCCAACGGAACGUUGAAUAUACCCAAGCCAUUUCUCUGCUAUACGCCGGAAACUCCGGCUAAUACUGCUAUAGCUAAUAAAGCCGCAUAUCUCCUAUUUCUUAACGGUACGCGUCCCUAUGAAAGUGCCCAAAAAAUGGAACAUGACCUAGUGGAGCAUAAUUUUAUUGCCGGCAUUGAGUUUGGGGAUAACGAUGGCGGAGCUAUGAACCCGAAAUAUCCCCUCAACUUCUCCUACAGCCUGCGUUUUCCCAGUGAACUGCGAACGAUGCCGGGCCAGAUCAUAGAGACCUGGCAUACGACUGAACUAUUCCCAAGAUAUGACAUGACGGGGCCACGCAACGAGAAGGAUCCCGAUGGCGGCGUUCCGGACGGUUAUCUCCGGGAGGGAUUCCUGCCACUGCAGCAUGCCCUCACCUUGUCCUGGCUGUCGCUGGCUUCGAGUCAAGAUCCUGCUGAGUUUCCGCAGGUCGAGCUUCAGCGUUUUCCCUACAGGGAAUACAUUUACGAUCCGCUGUUGCGGGGAAUGCGCCUACUGCUGCCCUUCAUGAUCGUUCUGUGCUUCAUGUACCCCUGCUCUGUGGUGACCAAGGAUGUGGCCGCCGAAAAGGAGCUGCAACUGAAGGAGACCAUGAAACUGAUCGGCGUGGGCAACGCUCUGCAUUGGAUUGCCUGGUUCGUGAAGAGCUACCUAAUGCUAAUGGCCGUCGUGCAGAUCAUCAUAGUUCUGUUCAAGGUAAAUUUCUAUCACUCCGUCUCCAUCCUCACCUACUCCGAGUGGAUACCGAUAAUGCUGUUCCUGCACACCUACGUCAUUGCCAGCAUAUGCUUCUGCUUUAUGCUGGCCGUGUUGUUCUCCACUUCCAGCACGGCGUCAGCGGUCACCUGUAUUUUGUGGUUCAUCACCUACAUUCCCUACUCGUAUGCCUUCAACUACUACGAGACCCUCAGUCUGGCGGGGAAACUGCUGAUAGCCUUGUUCUUUUCGAACUCGGCCUUGGGCUUUGGCUUUCACAUCAUAAUGAACUUCGAGGGCACUGGCAUGGGAACAAAUUGGAAAAACAUGUUCGAGUCGGCCACUGCGGACGAUGACCUCAACUUAUUCUACUUGAUCAUUACGCUCACCAUGUCGGCGCUUAUAUACCUGGGCAUUUGCUUGUAUGUGGAGCAGGUGUUCCCAGGAAAAUAUGGCAUCGGUCGCAAGUGGAACUUUCUAUUUACGCGCAAGUUUUGGUUUGGCUCUAGGUCUCAAUCUGGAAAUGCUAGAAGGAAAAGAGGUGGAGCAGAAGAGGUUGGUUGCCAGAGGAAACGCGAGGUGGGCAUCCAAUUCAUUAAUUUGCAGAAAACCUAUGGCAAAUUUAGGGCUGUUAAGGGCCUGAAUCUGAAGAUGUUUCGCGAUGAAAUCACAGUGUUACUCGGACAUAAUGGCGCAGGAAAGACCACCACGUUGAGUAUGCUAACGGGGACAGUGCCACCCACAGCCGGAACGGCCCUGGUCAAUGGGUACGACAUCAGAACACAGUUGGAGGAGGCUCGCGAGUCGCUGGGAAUCUGUCCGCAGCACAAUGUGCUCUUUAUGAAGAUGAGUGUCCGGGAUCACAUAAUAUUCUUCAGCAAACUGAAGGGAGUUCGUGGCAAGGAGUGGGUUAACAGGGAAGUUAGCAAAUACGUGGGCAUUCUGGGUCUGGAAGCCAAGUCCUUGGUGACUGCCGAGAGACUGUCCGGCGGCAUGAAGCGAAAGCUCUCCCUCUGCUGUGCAAUGUGCGGCAGCUCCCAAGUUGUGCUCUGCGAUGAGCCAAGUUCCGGCAUCGAUGCUGCCGGCCGAAAGAGCCUCUGGGAGCUGCUGCAGGCGGAGAAGAAGGGAAGGACUGUGCUCCUCACUACCCACUAUAUGGACGAGGCCGAUGUCCUGGGCGAUCGCAUAGCCAUCCUGUCCGCUGGCAGGCUCCAGUGUCAUGGCUCCUCCUUCUAUCUUAAAAAGCGAUAUGGAACGGGUUACCAGUUGGUCUGCACCAUGCUGAGUGACUGCAACGUGGAUGCCGUAACUCAGCUGAUAAAUCGACAUUUGCCUUACUUGAAACCUGAGAGGGAACUGGGCACUGAACUGGCAUAUCGAUUGCCCCACAAUGAGACCAAGAAAUUCUCUGCCUUGCUGGCAGAUCUUGAUGAGAAUUAUGUCAAGUUGAAACUAAGUGGCUAUGGCCUUAGUGUGGCCACCUUGGAGGAUGUCUUCAUGGAGGUCAAUAGCGAGAAUCAGCAGCAGAGACGAUCCCAGGGAGGUCAGGAGGACAAGAGAGCAUCUCCUGAUUUUCAGAGCCUGGUCUUUGAUACCAGAACGAGGGAGAACAGCUGUUUCGUCCGUUACCUCAUGUGCUUUCAGGCUUUGAUGUUGAAAAAAAUUCAGGUAUCCUUUCACAAUUACUGGCUAACACUAAUACAGAUAUUCCUGCCUGUGGUCAUACUGGUCUUGACGACAUUCAACUCCCGAGCCGGCCGCAUUUACUAUGAACUACCGGCUAUGCAGAUAUCACCCCUCCAGUACCGAUCGAGCUACGUGCUCCUGGAGGACAAUUCCCUAAUGAGUGCCCUGGCCAGGGCCUACGUCAAGCAUAUAGAAAUGUAUAAAAAUCGAACCGAGUUGCUGACAACGGAUGGUGUCGGCUUUGAGAAAUACAUAUUGGGUCUGGACGAGAACUGGAACCACCGCUUGGACUAUUCCUUCAUUGCGGGAGCGACACUGGACACAAAGAAGUGCAUUGUCUGGCUGAAUAAUAAGGCCAUGCAUACGGCUCCAUUGACCCUGAAUCUGCUGCAUAAUGCCAUAGCCCGGACUUAUCUGGGCGAAGAGGCCGGCACCUAUGUGACCAACAAGCCGUUGCCGUAUAGCGAAGAUACCCGGAUCCAGCGAGUUGACAAGGGCCAAGGCUUUGGCUCCGAAUUUGCCAUGAAUUUGACCUUGUGCAUGUGUUUCGUGACGGCUUUUUGUGCAAUACCCAUUAUCAGGGAGCGGGAGACGCGAGCGAAGCUCCUGCAGUUCCUGUCUGGCGUCGAUGCUUUCUCCUACUGGAUAACAAUGUUCCUGUGGGACUUUCUGAUAUUCAUGCUCUCAGCCCUAAUGGCCAUAUUCACAAUUUGUGCCUUCCAAGUAUCGGGCUAUUCGACUUUUGUCGAUCUGGGACGAUAUUAUGCCUUGUUAUUGAUAUUUGGCUUGGGCGCCCUGUCGAUAAGCUAUGUUCUAGCAGGCUGCUUUACCGAUGCCGCCACAGGCUUUAUUCGCAUUGCAAUUUUCAAUGUGAUAACGGGAAAUGCUCUUUAUAUGCUGUAUGUGAUCUUAUCGUUAGAAGUAAUUAAUCUAAAGAAUAUUGCCGAAAAAAUAACGUGGUACUUUCGGAUAUUUCCCCAUUUUUCCCUGGCCAGUGCCGCUUGUCAUUUGCACGUGGCAGACAGUAUUCGGCAAGCUUGUGAUGCGCCCAUUGUGCAGAGACUUCCUGAACAUUUAAGGUGUAAGAGAAUGCCACAUUGUUGUAAUCUACCAAGUUACUUUGGCUGGAAACAUCCUGGAAUUUUGCCAGAGAUAACGUAUACCUUAGCUGUGGGCAUAUUUUUUUUUGUAUUUCUGAUCAUACACGAUUCCAAGCUGUUUGAAGCCAUUCACAAUGCCCUAAGGAAAUUAUGCAAGACCAAGAAAAAGCGAACAGGCGGUGGAGCUUCUGCGGAAAAUCAGGAUAUAAUAGAAGAACGUAGGUUUGUCAGAGAAAUGAUAAGUUCCAAACGAAAGGAUAUACCUCUGCUGGUGGAUAACAUCAGGAAGCAAUAUAAAAACAAACUGGCUGUGCAAGGCGUUUCGUUUCACGUGGCAAAUGCCGAAUGCUUUGGUCUCCUGGGAAUCAAUGGAGCGGGCAAGACCAGUGUCUUCAAGAUGCUGACUGGAGACACUGAAAUCACCUCUGGAGAUGCCUACGUAGAUGGUUUAAGUGUUUCCACGCAAAUGAGUAAAGUUCGCCAUAAGAUCGGCUAUUGUCCGCAAUUUGAUGCCCUGUUCGAGGACCUGACAGGACGACAAAACCUGCGCAUUUAUUGCCUAUUUAGGGGCGUCCAGUGUCGCUUUGUGUCAGAGAUAAGCAUGACCCUGGCCCUGGCCUUUGGCUUUCAGAAGCACCUCGACAAGCAGACCAAGAAUUAUAGUGGCGGAAACAAAAGGAAACUGAGCACUGCCAUAGCCAUUUUAGGCAACCCCUCGGUGGUUUUCCUAGACGAACCCACCAGUGGCAUGGAUCCCGGCGCCCGGCGACACCUAUGGAAGAUAAUUGGUCUUAUUAGGACGGCGGGCAAGUCCCUGGUCCUCACCUCACACAGCAUGGACGAGUGCGAGGCGCUCUGCACCCGCCUCACCAUAACGGUGGAUGGUGAGUUCAAAUGCAUAGGCUCAACUCAGGGGCUAAAGAAUCAGUAUGCAAAGGGCCUUUUUUUGAAAAUAAAGGUAAAGCCCCAAAAGAAAGCAUUCCAGAGAAUCGUACAGACAUCAUCGUCAACCUCGGAAACCGUAAGACUAAACGGAGAAGUUAAUGAGAACUCAGCCAAGGUCGACCAAGUAAUUCAAUUGACACCCGAAAAAGGGUUUUCGGAUCGAAUUAAAAUCGUACACAAUUUUGUAUUGAAAUAUAUCUCCGAGGCUGAACUAAAGGAUGAAUACAAUGGACUUCUCACCUACUAUAUACCCCAGACACAGAUGUUGUCUCAAGUUUUUUCACUCAUUGAGAGCAACCAGAGAAGACUAUAUAUUGAAGAUUAUUUGAUAACGCAAACAAGGCUAGAGGAAAUAUUCCUAGAUUUUGCUUUGAAUAGUGCAAAUCGUGAGGCAGAUGUUUCUAAGAAGAAACGUUGCCGCUGCUAAUACUUUGUAAUUUGUAUGUCA